Cryptomeria japonica (Japanese cedar) is the source of this 2220-nucleotide messenger RNA. Its product is annotated as putative disease resistance protein RGA3. The coding region runs from base 1 to 2220 and encodes 739 amino acids. The record is from RefSeq and is a predicted model, not a curated record. NCBI's taxonomy places the organism in Eukaryota, Viridiplantae, Streptophyta, Pinopsida, Cupressales, Cupressaceae. Gene Ontology annotation, biological process: defense response to other organism. Gene Ontology annotation, molecular function: ADP binding. The transcript has 6 exons.
AUGGCCGAAGCACUUGCUAUCGAGAUCGCCAAAGGCGUGACGAAUCUCACAGACAUAUCUGGCUAUCUACAAGCUGCAGAUGAGCAGAUUGCGCUCAAUGCUUCUGUCAAACAAUGGGUGUCGCAAGUGAGCGAUAUAUAUUUUGAUGCAGAAGAUAUAGUUGAUGAAUGCGCUGUUGAGCAUUUGUAUACGAGGCCCACUCAAUCAUGUGUCUGCCGUUUCAGUCAAUUGGGCUUUCGGUAUAAGAUGGGAAAGAGGAUUAAAGAUCUCAAAGAUAGGAUGAGCUCUACCAUUCAAAAGGCACAGGAGCUCAAUCUUGUUCAUCAGAUAGUGCAUUCAAAUCAGCCUUCAAACGGUGAUUCUGAAAGAAAAAGAGCAGAGUUGAGAAGAGGGAGUAAGCCAGAUCCACGAGCAGUGGCAUUGGAAGACAAGGUGGAAGAGAUAGAGAGAUUGUUAGAGGAUCCAGCUGUUGGUGUUGUUGCCGUCAUGGGUAUGGGCGGCCUGGGUAAGACUUUCCUUCUGCAGCAUCUCUACGACAAAACAAAAUAUGGGUAUGAGCUUUCUGCCUGGAUUUCUGUUUCACAGAUUUGCUCUAUUAGAAGUUUGCAAAGUGACGUAGCCUACCAGAUCAAUUUACAAGUAGAUGAUAGUAUAAGUGAGGUGCUACUGAAUAGCCAGUGCAAAGUUGUGGUUACCACCAGAGAUAAAGAUGUUGCUGCAAAGAUGAGGGCCCGCGUCUAUGAGAUGCGAAACCUCUCAGAGGAUGAAAGUUGGAAUCUGUUUUGUCUGUUUGCCUUCCCCGAUUUCGAGGGAAACAAGCCACCUGAGCAGUUGGAGAGCUUGGCUCGUCGAAUUUUAGAAAAAUGCGGGAGGUUGCCACUUGCCGUUAAGACCGUUGCAGCAUCCAUGGCAAGCUGCUCGGACUUAAGGGACUGGGAGUCAAAACUGAGGCAAUUAAUGGAUGGAGAGAAUUCUACGAUGCAAAUCCUCAAGCUGAAGGACACACGUAUAUCUUUUUCUGCAUCAAAAGUUGACAAAUAUAUACUCCAAGAAUAUUUGAUAUAUUUGUGGAUAGCCGAAGGGUUCAUUCCACAUGAAAAGGAGAUAGAACAGUUUGAUAUUGGGUUGAGUUACUUGCAACAGCUUCAAAAUCUCUGUUUGUUGGAAGUAGAUAGAAUCACAGCUUGUUACACUAUUCAUGACUUGUUGCAUGAGUUAGUUAAUGAUAUAAGUAAAGAACAUAAGUCUGAAACUAUUCUUCCAAUGAAAAAAACAAGCUGCCGCAGGUUACUAUUACCUAAAAGAGGUAUAACUACUUAUGCAAUUUCAAAAAGCUCUCUUCAUUGUCAACAAUUUCUCCGCACCAUCUCAUUCUCUCAGAAUCCAGAAAUUAAAAGUAAUCCAGAAGGCUUGUUUGAUCGUCUCAGAGUACUCCGUGUACUUGACUUUAGUAGUACUGCCAUCUCCACACUGCCAAAAUGUGUUGGAAAAUUGAAGCUUUUUAGGUCUUUGAAUUUGUCUGAAACAAAGAUCAAGGAGGUGCCAAAUUGUGCUGGAAAACUCAAGUGUCUUAAGUAUCUUGAUGUCUCUGGAUGUAGGAGUCUACAACGUGUACCUGACUGGAUAGGAAGCAUCCCACUUUCCAGUGAAGAUAAUGAAUUCUUUUGUGUUAAAGAUGUCGGCAAUUUAAUCAAUCUGGAGGAAAUAUAUUUUCGUUUAGUAGAUGAAGGGGGGUUGACAAGUUUAGAAGAUGGUAUGCUUGAGCAUCUGGUGAAAAUGAGAAUUCUUGAUGUAUUCAAUGCUAUUCCUCCAAGGGAAGAACUUGCAAUGAAUAAUUGCAAUGAUUAUUCGUCGCUCCAAAAUAUACCCAACUUACAGACAUUGUGCUUGGUGAAUGAUUCAAGAUGCAUAGAAUUUCCAAAGAAGUUUGGAGAGAGUGGGGGAUUUUUUAAGCUAGUUAGACUUCUUAUUAUGCACUUCCCUCUUUUGCAAGGGUUGCCAGCACUGGAGGAGGGAGCAAUGCAACAUCUUGAAUUUUUGUCGAUACAGCAUUGUCCAUUGGUGAAGAAAGUUCCAGAGGGAUUGGAGCAGUUGAAGAGACUAAAGAGGAUAUCAGUUGUUGUGGCAAGUGGUGAGUUAGAGGAUAGGUUAAAGGAAGGCGGGGAAGAUUGGAAUAAAAUCAAAGUUAAGAAUUCCAACAUAGUUAUAGUUAUCAAGUAG